AUGUCUUCAGCUCAGCAUUUGAGAGAGUUUAUCAAGGAGAGACUAACUGCUACAGCUGCAGAAAUCUCCUCAGAGGCUGAAAAAACAAUCGUCCAGUAUAAGGAGGGGAUGAGCCAUCUGUGCAGACUACUGGAUGUCAGCCAGAAACCCAACAUAAUAGACCUCCCACAACAACAUGAGUGUAAGGAAGAGGAAGGUCUGCUCCAGCAGGCCUGGAACCAGGAGAGGAACUCCAAUCUGGAUCAGGAGGACCCAGACUGUCCACAGAUUAAAGAGGAACAGGAGGAAUUCUUCACCAGUCAGCUUGUACUGAAGCAGGAGACUGAUACCUUUAUGGUGACACCUUCUUAUCGGGAUAGUGACCACACUGAACCAGAACCAAACAGUGAUCAGGUCCUUUCUCACAGCUCUCCUGAAACAGAGAGCCAAGUUCAGGAAGAAAGUGGGCAUGUGGACUCAGGAUCAACUAAAUAUGCAGAUCCGAGGGAGCGAAGACAUCAAAUAGACAGAAAUUACACUAACAGAGUAGACGACUCUCCUGUGUCAGAGAAUCAGAGUAAAACUGAUACAAGCAAAAAGUCUGUAAAAUGUCACACUUGUGGAAAAACAUUCCAUUGUAAAUCCAACCUGACUAAACAUCUGAGAACGCACACAGGCGAAAAACCGCAUUCUUGUGACACCUGUGGAAAAAGAUUCAGUCAGAUGGCAAACUUGAAAACACACAUGAGAAUUCACACAGGUGAGAAGCCGCAUUCAUGCAGCACCUGUGGGAAAAGAUUCAGUCACAUGAUAACCUUGAAAACUCACAUGCAAAAUCAUACAGGCGACAAGCCGCAUUCGUGUGGCAUCUGUGGGAAAAGAUUCAGUCGUAUGAUACACUUGAAAACUCACAUGAGGAUUCACACAGGUGAGAAGCCGCAUUCGUGUAACACCUGUGGGAGAAGUUUCAGUCAGAAAUCAACAUUGGAAACUCACUUAAGAAUCCACACAGGUGAGGAACCUUACUCUUGUAGCACCUGUGGGAAGGGAUUCAGUCAGACGAUGCACUUGAAAACUCACAUGAGAAGCCACACAGGUGAGACACCAUAUAUUUGUAGCACCUGUGGGAAAGGAUUCAGUCAGAUAAGACACUUGAACACUCGCAUGAAAAUCCACAGAGGUGUGAAGCCAUAUCCUUUUAACACCUGUGGGAAAAGAUUCAGUCAGACGAUGCACUUGAAAACUCACAUGCAAAUCCACACAGGUGAGAAGCCACCUGGAUACUAUCUGAAAAUGUGGGAAUAA
Molecule: messenger RNA, 1284 nt
Organism: Archocentrus centrarchus (flier cichlid)
Lineage: Eukaryota; Metazoa; Chordata; Actinopteri; Cichliformes; Cichlidae
Product: zinc finger protein OZF-like
Exons: 4
Coding region: 1-1284 (427 amino acids)
Biological process (GO): regulation of transcription by RNA polymerase II
Molecular function (GO): DNA-binding transcription factor activity; RNA polymerase II cis-regulatory region sequence-specific DNA binding
Source: RefSeq, a predicted model, not a curated record